Salmo salar (Atlantic salmon) is the source of this 4098-nucleotide messenger RNA. The record is from RefSeq and is a predicted model, not a curated record. NCBI's taxonomy places the organism in Eukaryota, Metazoa, Chordata, Actinopteri, Salmoniformes, Salmonidae.
CUUUAAGAGGGUUGACGAGCAGAGGGGAAAUGUAAUCGCUCCAUAACGGGCCAAAGGCUCAUCAAUUGACUGACGAGCAAGAAGGGACGAUUUUCGGAUCUUUGCUGCAUCAAUUCGCAUCUUGCAGCGUCAAUUGCCAAAAAGUUACUUUUUGUCUUUGUUUUUACACGUGGGACUAUGUUGUUAGACUACCUGAGUUGAUUAGAUUACGUGUUGCACCUUUAAGAAGCAGUCAUCGGGAUUACAAUUACGCGGUACCCACACCGUUAUCGAGGGCUUUUACGCAGCACGGAGUCCUGGGGAGUCCCUCGCAUCCGCCCAUACCCUCCCUCCUGUUCGACAAGUUCUGGCCCGUUCUUUCAUCACACCAGUUUACAUCCCAUAUCUGUUUAUUGGGGAUUCGGAGCAGUAAAGAACGGUACAAUGGCUGAGGAGCAGGGAAAAACGGGGAAAGGGAUCAACACUGGGAAACUGGCCACCAACAUGCAGAAAAGACUUAGUAGAGCGCAAGAAAAGGUCCUUCAGAAGCUGGGUAAAGCUGAUGAGACCAGGGACACAGCGUUCGAGGAGGGUGUGGCUAACUUCAACAAGCAGAUGGCCGAGGGCACCAAACUGCAGAAAGACUUGAGGGCCUACCUGGCAGCAGUUAAAACCAUGCAUGAUGCGUCCAAGCGUCUGCAGGACUGUCUGGCGGAUAUGUACGAGCCAGAGUGGUUUGGCAAGGAGGAAGUGGAUACCAUCGCAGAGGAGACAGACAUCCUGUGGUCAGAUUACCACGACAAGCUUGUGGACAAUUCCAUGAUCGCCAUGGAUACCUAUCUGGCCCAGUUCCCUGACGUUAAGGCACGCAUCGCUAAGCGGGACAGGAAGAUGACCGACUACGACAGUGCGAGGCAUCACUUUGGCUCCCUACAGAAGGGCAAGAAGCAGGACCAGGCCAAGAUUGCCAAGCCGAUGUCUCUUGUGGAGAAGGCUGCCCCAGGUUGGGCCCAGGGGAUUCUGUCUGCUCAUCAAAUAGCUCAAACUAACCUGACCAGAAACCAGGCAGAGGAGGAGUUAGGGAGAGCUCAGAAAGUAUUUGAGGAGAUCAACGUAGAUCUGCAGGAUGAGCUUCCACAGCUGUGGAACAGUCGUGUUGGCUUCUAUGUUAACACAUUCCAGAGUAUGGCUGGAUAUCAGCAGAGGUUCCACAAAGACAUGGGAAAGCUGAACCAGGACCUGAAUGAUGUCAUGACCAAACUGGAUGAGCAGAGGCUGGCCAAAAAGGCAGGUAAAGACUGGAAGCCUGGACCCAAGAAGAGUGAGGCAGUUGCCACCAACCACAGCGUUACCCCAGACGCUGCACCCAAGACGAGGCCGGCGCCCCCUGGACCCGCCCCUGUACGCCCGCCCCCCAGCCCCAGACCCUCGUUGACUCCAGCUCCAGACACGCAACAGGACAUAAUCUCGUUCGAUGGCGAAGCCCUGGUGCCCGACGCUAACACAACCGCACCAUCACAGGCAACCGCACCGUCACAGGCAACCACUGCAUCACAGCCGCAGGCGGCUUCCUGGGACUCAUGGGAGCCUGAACCCGAGCAGCCCCCUGCAGCGGAGGAGCCCCAGCAGAACGACGACAAAGAGUCCCAGGAGGCCAAGGCCGGCUGGGAGGAAGACGAGCCUGCAGCCAACCAGGGUGGCUGGGGCGAUGAUGAGACUGGGGCCGCCCCGAGCUGGGAUACUGAAGGGACACCGCAGGCUUCUCAGGCAGGCUGGGACCAGGAUGUGACCCAGACUGGGCAUUCUCAGGGUGGCUGGGGCGAUAACGGGGCCCUAGGGGAAGAGGCUGCAGAUGAUGCCACUGAUGGACAGGCAGGCUGGGGUGAUGUGGGUGCCCAGGCUGGGUGGGCAGAGGAGCCAGCUGCAGACGGAGAGGUGGGCUGGGCUGACUCUGGGCAGACUGGCUGGGCUGACUCAGAGCAGAGCACUGACACUGCUGUGGCAGCCGCUGCAGGGGCUGCAACCACUGCGGUGACCAAUGGGUCUUCUGAGGUGCUGCCGGCUGGAGUCAUUUACAAGGUCAAAGCCAUGCAUGACUAUGCUGCCACCGAUGGAGACGAGCUGGAGAUGAAAGCAGGAGAUGUUGUGCUGGUCCUGGCCUGGGAGAAUCCUGAUGAGCAGGAUGACGGCUGGCUCAUGGGCGUGAAGGAAUCUCAUUGGCUGGAGAACAAAGACCUCUUGGCAAAAGGAGUCUUCCCUGAAAACUUUACCCAGAAGUUGUGAGCCGGACAUCCCAUCCAACCUGCACUCCCACUUCCCCUCUCAUCCCCCUUCCCCUCUCCCGUCCUUUGGGACAUCUGCCAGGAUAGAAACAAACCAAAACCACAUCAUCUCAAUCCUUGACCCAUGUAUCAAAUGUGCUGGUAUAUUUUAGCAGAUUCGCACGAUUAUUGUUUUGAUUUGUUACAUUUGACUACGUAAUGUAUGUGUUUUUGCUAAUGCGGUCAGUAAUGUAUUUAUGCUAAGCUAAUGUGGCCAGUAGAAACAAAGAGUAUGCUAGUUUCAAUGAAAAAAGUAAUGGAUGUCAGACUGCUUGAACACCUUUUGACAUGUCAUGUAAAAAAAAAAACAUUAAGAGUUGCAUGAUCAUUAUACUGUAGUCAUUUACUUUGUAACAACAUCACACCCCUAGACAGAGAUUGGGACUGCUCUGGUAUCAGCUCUCAGUCCUUCAGUUCUGACUGUGAUGAGAUGAAUAAUGUACUGGUACUGGACCAGAACCUUGGGGUACACCGCACCAGAUUAAAGCAAUGUGACCUGGGUCAUGUUUGGAAGGGUACUCUACAGUAAAACGUUUUGCAACGGGAAAACAUAAAAAUCUCUGUUCUUAUUGGACAGUUCAGGUAGUAUACCUCCACAUUCACCCUACUGGCUCUGUUGUCGUUAACUCUUAAGUCUAUACUUUAUGUCUGUAUCAAACUUCAAGUCACUAUUAUUCUAUUUUGCCCAAUGAAAUGCAAAAAGACCCAGUAGCUGUUCUGAAACCAUGUGACCUGUUUAAUGUACCAUUUGCCCCUGAGAAGUGGGCUCCCUAGGCUGUCGCUCUGCUAAGAUGAAUGUUUUAUCUAUUGUACUGUCCCUCUCGCCACCUUUGUAUUGUACUGUCCCACUUGCCACCUUUAUGUAUUGUACUGUCCCUCUCUCCUAAGCAGUAGUUGAAGGGAAAUAAAGGAAACCCAGCCUUUGCUCUCUCCCUUUGAGAGAAAUCCCUCAGAGAUGUGGUCAGGAGUCAGGACACACAUCAGAAACAGGCUGCCUGGAUCUGUGUAUUUUUCUAUCAGUCCCUCUCCUGUGAAAGAGAUUCCUGGGACAUGUGUUAGGGAAUGGUGUGCAGAAGCCCUGCAGGGUUGCAACCAUAUACAUGGAAUCCAUAGAAAGGGCUUUGAAGUUGAAACCUCUAGCCCGGGCAAUUUGACUGGUAAACUCAUGUGUGCAAUGGCUGCCAGUCCACCCACUAUGCCAUCAUUGACUUGAAUGAGGAAGCCUGUUCUAUGGAUUCUAUUUCUAUGGUUGCGACAACUUUUGUGAAACACUGGAUAACUAAAGCAAGAGCAUAAUAUGCCCUCAACUCUGUGGUAUUGGUUUCAUUAGAACUCAGGUUAUGGCCUGGCUCUGAGUGGAGUGAAGCCUGUCGAUAAUGGCUCAAUCAUAAAAUCUACACCUAACUGUCUGUACUACAAUAUGUUGAUAAGUGCUGGAGGCGAGGGCUAAUUAACAAACCGCAUGUUCAGAAGAUUUUUAGAACUGUGGUCAACGUUCUGGUCAAAAGUAAGGCAACUAUUUAUGGGUGUCAUACAAUGUUAAUGUAACAAACCAUACAAGUAUCAAAGAGCCCUGAAACAAAUAAUCUCAAUGUCCACCAUGUGCCCUGCUGAAAACCAAAGUUAAACUCAGUCAAAUUAAGCCUAUGGGAUGUACUGUGUUCAACUCCUAGAUAUAGCUGAAAAUCAACACCUGUGUGAACACACUGACUGUAUGUUAAAAAUGUCUCUCAGUGGAAAGUGAUCAAGCCUGUAACCGACAGUCUUCUUUACAACAUUAAAGAUGGGUUCAACACCA